Carica papaya (papaya) is the source of this 1657-nucleotide messenger RNA. RefSeq names its product Dof-type zinc finger DNA-binding family protein (gene DAG2). The record is from RefSeq and is a predicted model, not a curated record. Gene Ontology annotation, molecular function: DNA binding; DNA-binding transcription factor activity. Gene Ontology annotation, biological process: regulation of DNA-templated transcription. Lineage: Eukaryota; Viridiplantae; Streptophyta; Magnoliopsida; Brassicales; Caricaceae.
GUUUCUUGAUCUGUUUGUUUUUUCUGGACAAUUUUGAAUUUUAAUUUAUUCAGAGUUUUUUCCUUUCCUUUUUCUCUUUUAUGACGAGGUCGAAAAUGAAUCCAAGUUCCACUACUGCUAAAAUUUGUUGAGGCAGUGCAAGUUUGUCUGUUUUUAUGUCCUUUUUUUUCUUUAUAGUUCUCUCUGAGAUUAUAUUCAUGGAGAGUGCAUAUAUAUGUUCCAUAGUAUGUGGAUGAUAUAUCCUUUUUCAAAGAUAAAAGUUUAAUCCGUUCUUGAAAGAUGAAAGCACUGCACUUUUUAUUUCUUCACCUUUUUGCUUAUGUUAUUUGUGAUAAAGGAAUGGAAAAAGGGUUUUCAAGAGAUUGGAAUUGUGAAUCCCAUGGAGCAGAUGGUGUCUAAUACAUGCAAUCGGGGUAUGGUAGAGAGAAGGGUAAGACCCCAAGAGCAAUUGAAUUGUCCAAGAUGUAACUCAACCAACACCAAGUUCUGCUACUACAACAAUUACAGUCUCACACAACCAAGAUACUUCUGCAAGACUUGCAGGAGGUACUGGACUGAAGGAGGCUCUCUCAGAAAUGUUCCUGUUGGAGGUGGUUCAAGGAAGAACAAGAGGUCUAUAGCAUCAUCUGGAUCAUCAUCAUCAUCGUCAUCAGCAACAACAACAACAUCAGCUCUAUCAGCUUUAACUAGACUCCCAGAUCUAAACCCACCAAGUCUCUCACAGUUUUCAACUCAUCAAAAUCCCAAAACCCAAAAAGGCCAAGACCUUAAUCUCUCUUUCCCAGAGGGUCAUCAUGGUGGGUCUCAAUAUCUUCAAAUGCCUAGAAUUGAAAGCAACAAACAGCAACAAAAUUCCUCCUCUUCUUCCUCUUCUUCUUACACUUCGUCUCCUCUUUCAGCUCUCGAAUUGCUGGGGUCAGCUGGAAGGAAUAUCAACACCAGUACUAUGAACGCUUUCAUUCCACAGUCCAUGCCGGAUUCAAACUCACUCUUCCCUGCUGGGUUUCCAUUGCAAGACUAUAAACCAACCAUUAGUUUUUCCAUUGACGGGCUUGGAAACAGACCUUCAAAUAUCCAAGGGGUUCAAGAGAAUCAUGGAGGCAACAGGUUUUUCUUUCCUUUUGGGGAAAUGAAGCAGCUCCCAAACGGUACAGCUGAUCAAGUUGAGCAGCAAAACAAGGGGCAAGGUCCUUCAGUCGGGUACUGGAAUGGGAUGAUGGGUGGAGGAUCUUGGUAAAUAAAGAAUUAAUGGUGAAGGAAAAAGGAGAGAGCACAUGAAAUUGGAACCACUCUAAUUUUCUGCUUUUUAGAGUUCUUUUGUCCACGACUAACAGAUGAUAGGAUAUCACAGUAUGUUUCUUUGUUUUCCUACUAUAUAUUCUUCUUCUUAUUUUGAAUCUUUUGCAGAAUGUAAACAGCUUUUGAAGAGGCUAUUUUGGGUUAGCUUCCACAUGGGCUUUAAAUUUCUUAUGUUAGAUACUUGUGUGUUUAUAUAGCUAGAUAGAAGAAAAUGUGAAUAUGAGGCUGUGUUUGAUGGCAAAAAUGGCCUGUAUUCAUAAAUUCUUCUGUCAGAAUUAUUAGGUUUCUCCUUCUCCAGUGCUUGUAUGUUGAUUUCUAAAGAUAAUAUUGCAUGAGAAAUGAAAUUUGGAACACCUGA